AUGGUAAACGUCUUCCAACGCUUCACUAGACGCCGAGCCCGGAGCUCCGGCAGCAACUCAACAGAGCAAGCAGAGACAACAGGACCCAAUUCCGCAAUAUCCCAUCCGCAUGGAUUACAGCGAACGGUCAGCACAAGCUCCGGCAAACGCGGUCGGCGCUACGAAGAGCCCUCGCGUCGAUACCUCAUUAUUGUCUCUGAUACUGCGGAAUUUGACCCGCAUAUUAUCCAGCGUUUUGAAGCCGAGGGGUUCGUUGUGACUUAUCUCCCUUUCACCGGGUGUGGUGAUGCAGACAAGGAUCGCAAGGCACUUGAGAAUGCCGUGCAUCUGAAGGAAGAUGAGCUCGAGAGUGGGGAGCGGUAUGCGAUUGUCGCCUAUCACCGACCAGCUUACCUCCUCCUAUCCUCGCACCAUCAAACAACAAGCAAUACAAACCCUUUCCCACGUCUGUGUGCAUUUAUAGCAUACUACCCCCUCCCCUCAACAGACCAAUACACCUACAAACGCAAAGAAAACUGUGAACCGCCAGACUGCUCAGAUACAACAACGAUUUUCGAGCCUGGUCCUAAGUCUACUUUCCUCCCUAUUCAGAUUCACCUGCCUGGCCCACGAGUCCUACCUUGCGCCCUGUGGCCGUGGAUUAACCUCAGUGCAUCAGAGGGUGAUGUCACAUAUAAGAAACGGCAUAGAUGCCACGUCUACUCAUAUCCUGGGUGUACGGCCGGCUUUGCGGAGAAGGUAAUUGGCGAUGAGAGGGUUGGAGAGGGGGAGGAGGAGAUGGAUAUUACUUAUGAGGAUGAAGUUGGGUUGCAGUUGGCUUGGAGUAGGGUUUUGGGGUGCUUGAAGAGGGCCUUUGAAGCUGGGAGUCAUUGGCCCGUUGUUGAUAUUGAGACCGUUUGGGAGGAGUAUUGGGAUCGGAUUUGUGCUGAGGUUGAUGAGCGGAGGUCGGGGAAUCAUAGGCUUGUUGAGCCGCCGGUUGAGUUGCUUGCUGCUAGUCAUGCUGGUGAGGUUGGUUGUCCUGUUGGGGAGUCGGCUGUUACUUGUCUUCCUACGUUUGCUGGUGCUUCCGAUAUCUCGAGUCUGAGGUCUUUCUUUGCUCAGACUUUUAUUCCUAAUGGGCCGGAGGAUCAGAAGAUUCGUCUUUUGACUAGGACUGUGGGCUCCGAUCGGAUUGUUGAUGAGAUUCAAUUUUCUUGUCGGCAUACUGCCGAGAUACCCUGGCUGUUACCUGGUAUUGCGCCUACAAAUCGAGAUAUCCAGGUCGUGAUUAUUGUGGUUGCGAGUUUCUGCGCAGGUCAGAUUACACGCCAGAGUCUAUAUUGGGACCAGGCGAGUGUGCUGGUGCAAUCUGGAAUGUUAGAUCCGGGACUUCUGCCGCGGGCAGUACAGCCUGUUGCAAUUCAAUAG
Messenger RNA from Penicillium canescens, 1407 nucleotides. Its product is annotated as dienelactone hydrolase. The transcript has 3 exons. Gene Ontology annotation, biological process: polyketide metabolic process. The record is from RefSeq and is a predicted model, not a curated record. Lineage: Eukaryota; Fungi; Ascomycota; Eurotiomycetes; Eurotiales; Aspergillaceae. The coding region runs from base 1 to 1407 and encodes 468 amino acids.